Ostrinia furnacalis (Asian corn borer) is the source of this 1383-nucleotide messenger RNA. RefSeq lists its product as uncharacterized. NCBI's taxonomy places the organism in Eukaryota, Metazoa, Arthropoda, Insecta, Lepidoptera, Crambidae. The transcript has 2 exons. The record is from RefSeq and is a predicted model, not a curated record. Bases 156 to 1070 code for a protein of 304 amino acids. Gene Ontology annotation, molecular function: protein binding.
UACUAAUUAAUAUUAGUUAAUGUUUUAAUAAUUAGUAAUCGUAAGUUAUAAAUUAUUUGUGACUUUCAACGAAGAUCUCAUUGUCAGUCAGUAGUUACUGGUCGUUCCUUCCAUACUUCUUCUUCCGAAGUUAUACCAGGCAAGAAAGGUUAAAAAUGAAAUCCUUAGCUAUCUUUGUAAUAGCUCUUCAUUAUAUACUUGCUAUUAAUGCCAGUAUCAAUAUAACAAUAACCAAGAAUGAUUCAGAUGAAAAAAGGGUCAUACACAAAGGACAACAUGACAUCGUUAAAAUAUAUCCAUCGCUACCGUUAAAGGAAGAAUUGCAAAAAAUAUUUGUGUUUUUUCUAGAAGCUGAUAUAAAUAAUGAUGGUAGUAAAAUAGCUCAAGGAUUGUACGUUAUUGUUGAAAACAGUACAACGAAGUUACAUGACAACGGUAAAGACAUAGAUGGCGAUGCAGAAGGUAACGUUUUUUUUGCUUGCAAAGAAGGAAUAUAUACGUACAACCAUAAAGAAAAUAAAGCCUAUAAAUAUGGAAAUUUGAACGAAAGCAUUAUUUCGCUGGCUGUAGAAAACAGCAGUGGUAUUAUUUAUGCGCUUACUGAAAAUCACGAUUUAUACAAAAUAUUUGAUAACGGCAGUAAAUCAGACGUGGACAACCGAGUAAAAAAUGCUCAAGAAAUAGUUUUAGAUACGCUUGAUAAUCUUUAUUAUUAUGAUAAUGAGAAGAAUGUGUAUCAGGUGAAGGAUCAGCGUGUAAACAAAAUUGAAGGUUUACCGAAAAAUCCAAGCAAAAUGGUCAUGAUAAAGAUACCGCUACUCAUAGAUAUCAAAGGCAUAGUCGUUUUAGCAGACGAUGUUCCAUAUGUGGUUUACUCAAACGGCACAAGUAUAAUAGCCCCUGAAAAUUUUGGCUUGACUAAGUCUAAACCCACAGCAUUCUCUGCUGACUUAGUGCUAGUGAUUUACUUUGCUAUCGAGAAAAAAUUAUAUCAAUAUGACAUGGCACUCAAUAUGUUUUCAGAUGUUUUAAGUGCGGUUGGAGACUAUUAUAAGUUUUCUUUGAAUUGAAAUAAAUUCGUUAUUAAAGAUUAUAUCCAAAUAAUUAACUAAGUAUAACGAUCAUAGAUGAAUGAAUGAAAAAGGUGAUGUAAUGUGUUAAAUGAACUCGUAUUAUGAUUUUGAAAAUAUUUUGUACUCAUUAAGUUGCAAAGCAUACAAUUUUUGGCUACAAAAAUAAUGAGUAAGUUAAAAUAAGUUAUUUAUGAAAAAUUUAAACUUACUUUACUAAUUUAUUGAGCAUGUUAAGUAGAAUAAUAAACAUUGAAAUUAUGUACUGUAAUACCUACUAAUAAAUUUUUAUUGGCGUGUUGUUUAAGUUGGU